GGACCCCUCGGCUUUCCGUCGCUCUUUCCGGCUCACCUCGAGUAUCCUAGAGAUAGAAAAGGAUAGAGUCAAGAGUAGAUCGACACUUCUCUCUUUCCUUUUGCCGGAAGUCGGGCGAGCCACUUUACACGGCCGUAUCUCUAGGGCGUCCCGAGGCUGCCACGCCCCCUUCUCCUUCCCAGAGCGGUUCAAGCGAGAGCGGGAGGGCAGAGUCGCUCUCACUCGAGAGGCGCGCGGGGCAGAGCGCGCAGUGACCAUGUCCGACUCCAGCAGCGACCGCGGCAACGCACCUCGGCGCUCCCGAAGCCAGCAGCUCGGCUCCCCCGACGGCACUCCUCGACGCCGGACGCCUCGGGAGCCCCGGGACCGAACGGGCGACGGGGAUGGCGGCGGGCGAGGCAGCGAAGAAGACGACGGGGCGGCCGGAGGAGCAGCAGGAGCGGAGGGCGCCUUGCCGGGGCCGUCGGGCAGCAGCGACGGCGACGCUGCGGAAGACGUGACACGGCGGCGGCUGAUCCGGCAGCAGUACCGGGAGCUCAUCUCCUCCGUGCAGCAGAAUCGUGAAAUGAUGCUGAGCACCAGAAAUGAUAAACUGACAGAGGCUUUGGAAGAUGCGAAUAAACUAUUUUCAGGAGUGUCCCGGGCAAGGGAGGCUGCUUUGGAUGCUCAGUUCCUAGUUUUGGCAUCAAAUCUAGGAAAGGAAAAAGCAAGCCAGUUGAACUCGGAGUUGUCAGUGUUUGAUCCAUCUGAGUAUGCUGAAGAUUUAUUAACAUUUAUGGGUUUAAAUCGCCUGGAAGGAGAAAAUAGCAAUAGCGAAGAUGAGCAGACUGAUGGUGGAUUUUUGCCUAGUGAUGCUUGGCUUAAACUAGGUCAAGAAGCAAUGAAGUAUUUUAGAAGAGCACCCGUUUUCCACUGCAUGUUGGGCACUUUUACUGCUGAUCCUCCUGUUGAGAGGCCGCGAGUUGAGAGGCAACGAAAGAAGCCAGGAUCAAAAGAAGAAGGAAGGGCAAUGCCUGCACAGUUGAAUAAAAUGGAAGAAUCUCACGAGGAAGCUACAGAAAAAGAAGUAGAGAGGAUCUUGGGACUCUUACAAGCCUAUCACAGAGAAGAUCCUAAUAAUCCAAUAUCCUUCCUUGAGUUUGUGACUGAUCCAGAUUCUUUUGCACGAACUGUGGAAAACAUGUUUCACGUUUCAUUCUUAAUAAGGGAUGGACUUGCAGGAAUAAAACUGGAUCAGGAUAAGCUUCCUGUAAUAGAGCCUUUAACGCCUGAAGAAGACAAUGACCAGGAUGCUCAAGCACGGAAACAAGCAGUCAUAACGAUGAGUUACCAAGAAUGGGAGAAUAUUGUGAGGAAUUUUGAGAUUUCAGAGCCCAUGAUUCCACCUGCCAGUAAGACUCGGACAUCAGAUGGACACAGAGAGAAUGCACCCUAAGGCUCUAUAAGAAGACAGUGCUGACCAGUUUCCUGUUUGAAGUUUUGCCAGGAGGAUGGCAGAAUCCUUUUCUAUUUCAGGAUCGGAUAUUUGAAUAGGAGAAUCUCUGUCUCUCCAGGUGAUAAUGUAUUAUAUAUGUGCUUUAACAGCAAAAGAGUUUGAAAUUAAAGGUUCUGACCUUCUGUAUGUCUGUUCUGUAAGUAAUGUUUUUACAUAUUUCAACUUCAUUCCCUUGAAGAUUUAGAAUGACUCCACCCCAGCUCUUUUUGAGGGAUGGUUCCAUUGUACAGUGGUACCUCGCAAUACAAAUGUAAUUCGUUCCACAAGUCAAUUCAUUUUGCGAAAAAUUCGUCUUGCGAAUCGCGGUUUCCCAUAGGAAUGCAUUGAAAUUUCUUUUUUUGCCCGUAGGAAUGCAUUAAUUAAAUUUCAAUGCAUUCUUAUGGGAAACCACGAUUCGCAAGACGAAUUUUUCGCAAGACGAAUUCGUCUUGCGAAUCACCAUCAGAUUACAAGAUGCAUUCGUCUUGCAAAAAAUUCAUCUUGCAGGACAUUCAUCUUGCGAGGUACCACUGUAAUCUGCACAGUGUUGAGUACAUGUUAAUUGCAAAUGAGCUCUUCUGCCUUUGGUAUAAAUCAAAGAGAUUGGUGUUUGCUUAGCCACAUCAAAUUUUUAAUUCCAUCACCUGUAUAUGAUGAUGGGGAGAGGUGGGAAAGAGUUUAGAAAUGGAAAGCUAAGAAGAGAGCAUGAUACAUGUAUCUUUCUGCAUGAUAGAACCUCCACAGCUAGCUGAAUGAGUGCAUCAAGGUCUGUUUCAAUUGAAACUGCUUCAAUUGCAAGUUUCCUGUACAUCUCAAAAUAGAUAUACAUAUGCAUUUGUAUUGUGCUCUAUGAAGGCUACUUCUGGUGAAGGGAAGAAGGAAGUGGCAUGUCCGAGAAACAACUCUGGUGGGGAUAUUGUUAUUUUUCUAAUGGCAGAGUUUGCAUGUAACACAAAGCUCAAACUAUGGUUUGAACAAGCAAGCAUACAGGUGUGCAUUCAGAAAAUGGUGGCUGCUUUGCUCAUUCCCUGAUCACAAGGCUGCCAUGCUACUUGAAGCUAAGCCGUGGUCUGACUUAGCAUUAUGUUGGAGCCUUGGCUCGUGGUUUGCUUCUCUUCAAGCAAACCAUGAACCAGUAAGCCAAGAACAAGCCUUGGUUACAGCUUGUGGAGUGAAACAAGCAUGGUUUUCUAAACUUGCACCAAUGUAACUGAUAGUUUAUAAGCCAAAUUAUGACAUGCAAACAAAGCCAUAGAAUGUAAUAAAAUGGAAGUUUGUUUUGAUUUUUUUUGUAUGUUACAUAACCCUAUUGUAGUGUAACUUAGUUGUUUUUCAGCCUAUAGAAGCCUCCCUUUCACAUGCAUACAGCUACUCAUACUUGUAGACAAAUGUGCCUUAAAGUCUAAAAGAAUAAAGAAGAUCCAAUUACUGCAUUUGGAUCAUCGGUUUUGGGGUAACCAUGUAUUCCUGGGGCUGCCUUGUUUUAUGGGCCACAGAACUUGCUGUCUUUUUAAAGAACUUGUUGGUUUCAGGUACAUGAAAAUCCAAAGCAAAGUGAUACUUCAAGAUUAUAUGAAAGGGAACAACAUACACAGGCAUAGAUGUAAAACCAAAUUGUACUAUAUAUAAGAUUUGAAUUUAUACAAUAUUUUUCUACAAACCGUGCUGAAAAUAAUGAUACAACAGCCAUAACAGUUCGUUCAGAAACACAGAAAUAUAUUGGCAAGCAUUGUUUAUAAAUUGUACUGUUCAGUUUCCUUAUGUUAAGAAUAUUCAAUAAAACCACGAAUGCUGUAUCAUUUCUAGUUAUGUGUGUGUACUUUUUCCAGUUAUAUCAGUUGCCACGUGCUAACUCUCAUGCUGUUGAGGUGAUAGUAAUGUUAAUUGCAACCUAGCUUUAAUACCAACAUUAUAGUAGUUAUAUAGACCAAUGUACCAAGUAGCAACUUGUGUUCAUGAAUAUGAAAGGAUAGUCAUCUCUAACCAUUAGCAUGUGGUAGGUGGAGAAUUAUAUAACUUCUGUGGAUUUCUCUGUGCAGGAGCUUCGCAAAAUUCUUACUUGGUUUGUUGUAUGUGUAGUGGGCCAGGGGGAA
This is a messenger RNA of Zootoca vivipara (common lizard), 3567 nucleotides long. It is a transcript of the gene NSMCE4A, whose product is annotated as NSE4A component of SMC5/6 complex. Gene Ontology annotation, cellular component: nucleus; Smc5-Smc6 complex. Lineage: Eukaryota; Metazoa; Chordata; Lepidosauria; Squamata; Lacertidae. The record is from RefSeq and is a predicted model, not a curated record. Gene Ontology annotation, biological process: DNA repair.